CCAUGAUUGCCAAGUGUUCCUGCAAACUUUUUGAGUGUAAAGGAAUUCUUUGUCGGCAUAUUAUACGUGUCUUCAGGGCUUCAAAGCUAAAUGAGUUACCAAGUAUUUAUGUUCUAAAAAGAUGGGAGAAAAAGUGCAAAAGAGAUGCUGUGUAUGAUGGAGAAGGAAACCUACUCGAAGAAAAUGCCAUUAGCUCUGCUGAAACGGCGAUAAGGAGGAAGAUAGCAACCGCCAGAAAUAUGGUAGAAGAAAUCAUAAGGGAUGCUAGAACAUCCGAAGAAGUAAUUGACUUUGUUAACACUGGUUUGAGCAACCUCCAAUCAUCUCUAGUACAGAAAUUUCAGACUGUACCACCUACUCGGCAUGAAGAACAGGAAACAUUUAUUGGGACGAGCAUUCCAACUCAAGUUGCGGUCUUGACAGCUAGUGAUACUUGUUCAAGAGGCACAUGCGCGAGAAUAAGGGGACAUAGAGAUGAUGCAAAAAGAGGAGCAGGGAAAAAGAAGAAAAAAGAUCCAAAUCUGAAAGUCCCACGUCAGUGUGACCUAUGCAAAGAAGUGGGGUUCCAUGAUGCACGGAAAUGUCCGAAGAAAACAUAAACGUGUCUGCGUCGUUGACUGUGACAUCCUUCAAGACUUUUAAGUAACAUAAUGUCGUGUGUUUGUCGAUGUACUUUGUAAUCUGCUACUACUGCAAUGGCUAGGCAUGUAAUCGUGAAGUAACAUGAUGUCCUGCAGUGUGUUGAUGCUUCGCUCAGAUUUUUUUUAUGUUCUGGUUUAGUCU
This is a messenger RNA of Lolium perenne, 783 nucleotides long. RefSeq names its product protein FAR1-RELATED SEQUENCE 5-like. Gene Ontology annotation, molecular function: zinc ion binding. The record is from RefSeq and is a predicted model, not a curated record. Lineage: Eukaryota; Viridiplantae; Streptophyta; Magnoliopsida; Poales; Poaceae.